CGUCGCCCUGGACAUGGCGGUGCACCUGAUCCAGAAGCCAGAAGACCAGAAAGUCCAGCGCCACCAGCAGACCGGCCCACAGUGUGUGCCUCAGCACCCACGCCACGCUCACAAGGACCGCUUGCCACUCCCUGCUUGUCAGUUGCGGCGACACUGAGGGAAAAGACCUCUCAUGGUCACGUGGUUUUGUCACUCACUUCCUGGCGCUGACGUGCAUGGCGUACUGACGCGGCGUGAUGUAGAUGGUCGACUCUCUGCGUGUGAUUGGCAAGAUGGAAGCCCCACCCCCUGCAGUCACCUGACUGUCCAGCUCUAUGAACUGAGCGCUGAUGUAGACGUUGUCAAAGUUCAUCUGGGUCAAGUACCUGCGCCUGUACUGCACAGCCCUGCACAUGCGCGCACACACACACACACACACACACGUCAAGAACUCAGUCGCCACAAGCAUGUUAUCUCCCCACCUGAGCAAGGAGCAGGCGAGCAGGACUGGGCUGGCCCAGGAGAGAAGGCCGCUCAGCUUCUUGAAGACUCGCAGGUCUGCGGUCAGCUCUUCCAGGAUGCUCUGACCAGUCUUGCCCAGUGAGCGGCUCACAUUGACGUCCGCCUCCAAGAUGGCCGUCACUGUCAAGUUGAAGUCGAACUGGCGCCUCAUGCGCUGGAAGGCCGAGAUGGUGGCUGCACACACACACGCAAGAGUCAGGGGCCGGGCCAAGAGGUAGACAUGCUCGGACUUACGCUCGACCAGACGUUCCUUCAGCUGAGUGGCGAUGUAUGAGGGGAUGGUGCAGAAUAGCGUCGCAGCUGAAAAAUAGGAUUGCAGAAGUUAAAAUGCGGUGGUCCAUGAAGGCGGGAGGAAGCAGGUGACACACCGUUGGCCACCUUGCAGAGCGGUUGCAAGCCGCUCACGAUGUCACACAGGAAGUUGAAGUCUCCCAGCUGGGCAGAGCAGUCCGAUUUGGCCUGCCUGAAGACGGUUUGACACUUCCUGUGUGGAGAGCCCAGCUUGGCGUUGCAGACAUCUCCAAUGUCCACCAGGAAGUGGAGGACGUUCCUCAGAGUGCGAGCUGCAGGGAGAGGGGUCAGGGCUUACCUGAGGACACCAGGCACGAGGCUACUCCCACAUGUCCUCAACUCACCAACAUGGCGGAUGGCGUCGGUCAGAGACUGGAUCAGCUUCUCAACUCUUGUUACCGUGGCGACAGCAUUGCGACUGAUCUCACGGAUCUGAUCCAAAGCAGCUACAACGCACAUAUACGCAUGCAUGCACAAACACACUUAUCAACCAGUUUUAGCUUGAGCUGCAGCGAGUGAGCGGGUCUUACAGAGGAGGGGCGUGGCUGCUUUCUGCAUCCACUCCCUUGUCUGAUUGGCUGCCAACUCCCCACCGCACACCAGGCUGGCAGCAGCUCGCUCUGUGUUCUCCAUCAUGUUGGUGAGUGGGCCGGACAGAAGCAGUGAGGUGCACAGGAAGAGCAGGAAGUUACGUCCGUGAGCUGUAAUGCCGAAGAGGCACUUUUGAGACGCCGCCUCCAGCUCCUGCGUGGACCGUCUUUAGCAUUUGCGAGACAACUGACCUGAGCACAGCGAGGGCAACAUGACCAUGAUGUUGACACGCAUGUCCGCCGACAGGCCCAUCCCAAAGGCCGCCACUGUGGCCACGCCCACUGUGCUGUAGACGCACACCCACAGUGACUGCUUCUGCAGGAUGAUCACCAUGGCGCCGUAUGCCGAUGCCAGCAGCAAUCCCAACAUAAACGCCAGCAGGCUCUGCCCGGCUUCUUUCAGGUGACCUUUGACCUUUGACCAGCACUGGAAGCGAGGGCAUCCUGCUGCCCUUUGGAAAGAAGGACACACGCCUCAAUGGAGGGGCAAGCUACAACUUACACAACAGCACCCCAUGGUGGUCACUGCUGAGUGCAUCUCACGGUGGCAAGGGGUGCUGACGUCAUCAACAACCAUGAUUGUCAGUGUACCUGCUGCACGUGACUCCUCUCAUUACGGGACUGGACAAGCAAUGCUGAUGCAAUGAUUCAUUAAUGGAACAAUAACAACAACACAAGCUGUAAACGUUCAACCAUCACAAGCCUUUGUCGUGCACUCCUUGAUGACGGAUGUGGCCAUACACGCGCUCUCGUGUGAUAGUGUAACAGUUUGAUUUGGCGCGUGUUUAUUAGUCAUGCCUGUUGAGUGCGGCGCAUGGAUGACGUCUGUGAAUGUGGUUGUUAAUAAAGUGUGGUUGGUACAUGUUGUGUUGAAUAAACGGAGCCUCCAAAGAGCACAAGUUGGAGGUGAAGAGAAAAAAAAUCAGGUGGACCAUCAUGAAGCCUCACAGCACUGUGGAACACGUCAUCAGGAGGUUUCUCCCGACUGGCUGGCAUCGCUUCCUCGUCGGCCGCUCGGAGAGGGCUGGGCCGGCUCAGGUCAUCCUCAGGGGCGUGUUUGGGGCGCUGACCGGCUCGGUCAUGUUCAUGGGCGUGGCACACAGCCUCCCGCUGACCCUUCACCUCAAACUGGCCAUGGGAUGCGUCUUUGUAGUGUUGUGUCUUGUGGGCGGGGCUGUGUCGUCCUCCUUCAGGUGCUCAGUCGUCCUGAUGUUUCCCAGCAUGCUCGGCUCCCGCGGGCGCGCCUACCUCAUGCUUGUCAUCCUUUCCGUGCUCUACUCAGGUCCCGUGUCCAACAUCCAGCAGAACAUUCAGGCGGCUGCAGAGACUCUGAGUUGCAACUUGGACCUUCAGCUUCACAACAGCAAGUUACUGUGGCGAGACGCUGUAAGACCUUUUCUCAUGGUGGCCCAGGAAGUUACGAAGGGCGAGGCAAAGUUCCAGUCGGAGGCACUCAAAGCCCGCACGGAAUUUCAGCUCAUCCAAGACCAAGUUGUUCGUCAGUACGGGUACGACUCGCUCAAGGCCAAAGACGGCGGCAACCUCACACAGGAACAGUUUGCCAUCAAGACCAUGUCGCAGUGUGACAGUAUUGUCAACCAGGGCAUCCAACGCUGUGCCGAUUGGUUUAGCCUCAAGUGGAGGGAGUGCAUGACCGUGAUCCCUGUACCCGUCAUCAACCACAUCCUGUGCGUGCCCAUGAAGUUCCACUUCCUGUGCGACGUCAUGAGAGUGAUGACGCCGUGGUGCAGGCAGCACAUUCCUGUGGAGGGAAACUUUGGACGCCUCUUUGACCGUCUCAACCACUCUGUGGAUCUUCUCGCGAGAGAGUUCAGCACCAGCCUUGUCUUGGAGGAGCUCCAACAGGAUAUGUUGGAGGGACAGAUCCUGGACCAGGAGUUCACACACUCCAUCCAAAGCUCUUUCCAAAGACUGACGGUUUGGAUGGGACGACUGCUGGACAUCCUUAACCUGCUCAUGUCCUUCACCUUCAUCACCGUCUUCACACAGUCGCUGGGUUACACGCGUGAGUUCCGAGGGAACAUCUACUUUGACAACAUGUACAUCACAACAUACUUUAAAACCAUUGACAGUCGCAGGAAGACAUUGGGUAAACGUUGUUUGUUGCCUCUGAGUGCACAUGACAGACAAAAGUUUGUUGACCCCUGGAGUCCCAGAAUUCACCCUGAAGAAGUCCAACAAGUGUUGUCAGGUGUGCUGCAGGUGCUCUGUGUGCUGGUAGUGUGCGUGGUUUUGCUGACCAUGGAUUGGUCGGUGGUUCAUGUUCUGGAUAUCGUCAGCAGACACACACAGACUCAAUUCAACUUCACCAGCAGCCACCAGGUGGACAUCAAAGUGGAUGGGGAGUCCAUGAUGGCCCACCUCCUGAGGAAGACGGUUGAGGCAUUCAACAGCUCGUCCAAAGUCCACAUCAUCACGGACAACCGCCGUAGAGUGCAUGACUCCGCCCUCCUCCCUUCCCGUCAGCGCAUAUGUCAGCUGUGCUUGUUGCGUCCUGCUGGCGGCGCUCUUCAGCUGCCUGCAGGUUUAUUCCAACCGUCUCCGCAGGGUCAUCGCCGCCUUCUACCACCCCAAGGUAUUCCAGGCCACACUCACCUCACCACUCCAAUGCUAGCUGGUGAUGUCACUUCACUGUGUCCUCCAUUCCUGUAUGCUGUUAUUGUGUUCUUGUUACUGGUUAUUGUUGCCUUUUUGUCACGUUAUUGUCAUGUAGUUGUAGUUGUGUUGUCAUGUUGCGUUGCAGAGGGAGAAGACACGAGUGUUAUUUUUGUACAACGUCACUCUGCUCAGACAAACAGCAUCAUGCACACACACAGCGCCUAUCAGUACAAAGGUACUGCCGUCCUCCAUAUGGUACGUGGUUCUGGUCCUGACUAUGUCUGUCUGCAGGUGUUGGACUGUUUCUCCACGUGCACUCGUGUGUGUCCUCGGCGACGUGAAGUGUCUGACUGUGAGGAAGCUGCGGUCACAGUACUCCCGUCUUCUGAGGAGAGGCAGGAAAGGGCGCUGUCUCCACAUCUUUCUCUUUCACAAGCGUAACAAUAAAACACGUCACGUGGUCA
This is a messenger RNA of Dunckerocampus dactyliophorus (ringed pipefish), 4465 nucleotides long. RefSeq names its product DC-STAMP domain containing 1 (gene dcst1). Gene Ontology annotation, cellular component: membrane. The record is from RefSeq and is a predicted model, not a curated record. NCBI's taxonomy places the organism in Eukaryota, Metazoa, Chordata, Actinopteri, Syngnathiformes, Syngnathidae. The transcript has 15 exons. Bases 2319 to 4442 code for a protein of 707 amino acids.